GGUACGCCGAAACAUUAGCUAUAAUUAUUAAGUACACGAAGCAGCUCAUUCCCCGCUUUUCCCUUGAAGGAGAGAAAAACAUUUGGCAUCAAACGAAAUGCGUUUAAGAUAGUGGAUAUCUACUUGCAUGUCCGGCGACGAAGUGGCGGGAGGAGUUCCGGAGCGAUCAUUUUUUAGCGCUUACUGGUGCAAUACAAGCAACGCAGCUUGACAAUGCCAUUAAAGCUUGAGGAUGCCGUGUGGCCACUCGCGCUUGCGACAAUGGCGGGGCUGUCAACAAGCAUCGGUGCUGUUGUAGCGGUGGUCCGGCGCCCAUCCGCGCAGGCCAUGGCCGCGUUGCUGGGUCUGGCGCUGGGGGUGAUGGCGUGUGUGAGCAUCGUGGAGCUGGUGUUGCGGAACGCCAUGUCGGGCGAGAGCGAUCCUCUCUUGAUCCUGGCGGCUGCGGGUGCGGGGUCCCUGGCCUACUACGUGGCUGAGCCGUUUUUCCCCAAGAUGGACGAGGGCCAUGACCACCUAGCCAAGAAACAGGACGACGUGGAUGACCAUGAGGCGUUCUUCAGGCAACUGCAGCACGAGGAGGAGGAGGCGGCGGCGGCGCGGGCGUCUGGAGGUGAUGGAGGCACGGCGGCGGCCGGCGGCGGCGCCGCGGCCGGCGGCGGCACCUCGCACCACCACCACCACCACCACCACCACCACCACCACCACCACUUGUCGGAUGGCGACGUGGAGCGGUCCGGUCAUGGCGGGGCGGUGGCGCUGGGCGUGGCCAGUGGCGGAGCCUCGCAGCGCAAGGUGGCCACAACCGCAGGGGCGGGCGGGGCCGGCGGCGUGGGGCUGUCGCGCAAGGGCAGUGGCGCCGGCGACCUGGCCACGCCGCUGGUGGGCGGCGGCGGCGGCGGCGGCCUGCCCGGUGGAGCGGGCGAGCUGGGCCUCGACGGCAGCGGCCACGGCGGCGAGCUGGGCGGCGGCGGGGCGCACACGCACGCGGCGCAGUCGGAGUCCCAGCGCAUCAAGGCGGGCCGCAUGAUGCGCCUGGGGCUACUGAUGGCGGUGACCAUGACGAUUCACAACCUGCCCGAAGGCUUUGCGGUGGCGUUCUCGGCGUUCACGGACUUUGGUCCGGUCAUGGCUCUGGCCAUUGCGCUGCACAACAUCCCGGAGGGCGUCAUCAUCGCCGCACCCAUCUACGCCGCCACCGGCAGCCGCUGGAAGGCCAUCGGCCUCGCAACAGCCUCGGGGCUGUCGGAGCCGCUGGGAGCGCUGCUGUCACUGCUGCUGCUGCAGCCGUUCUUCACUCAGGAGCGGCUGCACUACCUACUGGCCUUCACGGGCGGGGUCAUGUUGGCGGUGUGCGGCAUCGAGCUGUGGCCUGAGGGCCGCAACUGCCGCCACGACCGCGCGUUCGCGGCGGGCAUCCUGGGCGGAGUCGCGGUCAUGGGCUGGACGCUGCUAGUGGAGGGGUAGGUGCAGCUGGGGGCCCGUGGCAGGCGGGGCGGCGCUGGCUUGCGGGCGUUGGGGGCUACGGGUGAGGGAGGAGCUACGUGGGCGGGAGGGCAACGGGUGAGCGCAGGUGAGGGUAGCGAGGGCAGGUGUUGUGUGUGCUGGUGGUGCUUUGAAGAAAUGAGGGAGGCAGGAGUGUGUGGUUGUUGGGCGUGCGGCGCGGAUGGAUGGAUGGAUGCGUUUGAAUGCCGUGGUGGUCACUGGGGAGGGGCGGCGCUGGCGCAGUGCAGCAUUGCAGUGAGUGCGGGGAACAGGGUGGCGGACCGAGUGCCGCGGUGCCCGCAGUGGGGUAAGCCUAGCUGGAGUGGUGGUGGCGGUGAUAGUGGCGCCGGUGCGCGAGUGAUGUGAAUGACACUGGGAGAGCGAGAGGCAACGCACGAGUGCUGUUAGCAGGAUGACGUAGGUGGGUUUGGGAUAGAGUGGCCACCGUGUGCGGACCGCAGGUAGGUAGGCUGCAGUGUCAGCCCUAGUGAUUGGCGCAUACGGGCCUCAUUGCUGCUGCUCCCGUCGCUGCUGCCGCUGCCUUGCGACAGCACAUUUGGGGCGGCGGCGGCGGCGGUGGCGGCCACCUCGCUGGGCAGGCGCAGCACGAGCGGCUGCUGCUACUGCCGGGCGCACGGCCUGCUGCUGCUGCCGCCCCGGCUGCGGCGGAGGCAUCAGCGGCGUCCUCGCCGCACCGCCCAGCACUGGCCCUUGGGCCCGCUGCGCCGCCGGUGCCAUUGGCGCCAGUGGCGGUGGCGGGUGACGGCGAGGCGGUGGCGACUGGCCGUACAGCGGGUGCUGUGCAGCCGCCAAACGCCGGCGGCACGGCACUGGCGGCUCUGGGGCGAGCAGGGGCGCGGCAGCAGCAGCAGCAGCAGCUAGGCGCAGCGGCGGCGGAGGCGGCGGCGGAGGUAGCCGGAACUGCGGUAGCGGCGGAGCGGAUGCACGGGUGACGGCGCUAUCGCGCCGCCCGCAGUGGCUGUGUGGUCAGCGCGGGCGGGGCGGCCGAGCCGUGGCGUCAGCGCGCGGUCAUGGCGUGGUCGGGCGCGGGACAUGGCCGCGGGACCAGUGCGGCUGUCAAUCACUUGAGGCGUGGCGGGUCAAGGCAGGCGGUGGGGCUGUUGGAGGGUGCUGGAUUCGAGAGCCGCCCUUGGCUGCUGAGCACCCGCGGUGUGGGCUGGCUGUGAUGCUGGGCUGUGUGUUCGCGGCCUGGUGGCGGUUUGCAAUUAAACUUGGAGCAAAACACCCUCCCGCACUGCUGGCGUGCUUGUAGAACUGGUGGAACAGGC
Messenger RNA from Chlamydomonas reinhardtii, 2771 nucleotides. RefSeq lists its product as uncharacterized. The record is from RefSeq and is a predicted model, not a curated record. The transcript is spliced from 12 exons. Gene Ontology annotation, cellular component: membrane. Lineage: Eukaryota; Viridiplantae; Chlorophyta; Chlorophyceae; Chlamydomonadales; Chlamydomonadaceae. The coding region runs from base 328 to 1464 and encodes 378 amino acids. Gene Ontology annotation, molecular function: zinc ion transmembrane transporter activity. Gene Ontology annotation, biological process: zinc ion transmembrane transport.